Molecule: messenger RNA, 609 nt
Organism: Apaloderma vittatum (bar-tailed trogon)
Lineage: Eukaryota; Metazoa; Chordata; Aves; Trogoniformes; Trogonidae
Product: ankyrin repeat domain-containing protein 29-like
Exons: 6
Molecular function (GO): protein binding
Source: RefSeq, a predicted model, not a curated record
GAAAAACGAGGGGUGCUUGAGGGUGGAAGGAAAGAAAACAGAAGCGUCCUUCGAGGGCUGUGGGGUGCCCCGGGGGUGCUGCGGUGGCAGCUGAUGGAGCGGAAAGAAACACCACUCGCCAAUGCUGCAUUUUGGGCUGCAAGAAAAGGAAACCUGGCUCUCCUCCAGCUGCUGCUGAACAGUGGGCGAGUAGAUGUGGACUGCAAAGACAGCCUUGGCACAACAGCUCUGAUGGUAGCAUCUUACUAUGGCCACAUAGACUGUGUACGGGAGUUGGUGUUACAAGGAGCAGAUAUCAAUCUGCAGAGAGAGUCAGGUGCAACUUCUCUAUUCUUUGCUGCACAGCAAGGCCACAACGAUGUUGUGAAGUUUCUCUUUGAAUUUGGAGCCUCCACUGAAUUUAAGAAUAAAGAUGGAGGUACUGCUCUUCUAGCUGCUUGUCAGUACGGGCAUGCAAAAGUAGUGGAAACUCUGUUGAAGCAUGGUGCCAAUAUCCACGAUCAACUUUAUGAUGGAGCUUCUGCAAUUUUCCUGGCAGCACAAGGAGGCUAUCUGGAUGUCAUCCGAUUGCUGCUUUCUUCAGGAGCAAAGGUUAACCAGCCACGCCAG